Molecule: messenger RNA, 771 nt
Organism: Penicillium riverlandense
Lineage: Eukaryota; Fungi; Ascomycota; Eurotiomycetes; Eurotiales; Aspergillaceae
Product: class I SAM-dependent methyltransferase
Exons: 3
Coding region: 1-771 (256 amino acids)
Source: RefSeq, a predicted model, not a curated record
AUGGCCAAUUUUACAGAAACCAACCGGAAGUACUUCGAUCAGAUGGCUACUUCCUACCAGAAUCGGUUUGCCAAUGUCCUAAAGAUGUUGACCGAGCAGGUCCAACAACGCCGGCUCUGGCUCAGUGACCGCUGGACCGAUACAGAUGCAGGCAAGGACCAGGAAAUCAAAAUGCUCGAAUAUGCCUGCGGGCCUGGAGCAGUGUCAAUGGUCCUCCAGGCACUUGCUCCGUUCCUGACCAAAGUCAUUGGGAUAGAUCUCAGCGAUAACAUGGUUGAUGAAUACAACCGCAAUGCCGCUGCAGUUGGUUUCUCCGAUAAAGUCACUGGGUACAAGGCCGACCUCCUGGGAGAGUCUGUGGCUGCCCAGUUUUCGGGCUCCGAGUUUAUCGAUUUCGACGUUCUGACCGUGAGCAUGGCACUGCACCAUUUCGAGCAUCCGGGUCAAGCUCUGAAGCGGCUUGCAUCGCGGGUUAAGAAGGAUGGUGCAUGUUUGAUCAUUGAUCUUGUUCCGCAUACUGCACAUGAACAUGGACACGGACACGGACAUGGACACGGUCACGGCCAUGGACAGGAGGGCCAUGAUUUCGGUGAUGCUUCUGCCACUGUCAUGACACACGGCUUCUCGCGAGAGGACAUGCAGAAGUUGUUCGAGGGAGCGGGUCUGAGUGCUCGAUUUGACUAUGAAAUCCUCUCCGAGCCACUCGUCUUUACCAAGGAUGACAAAACCAUUUCUAAGACGGCUUUUAUUGCGCGCGCUCAGCGUGCAUAA